Messenger RNA from Racocetra persica, 1057 nucleotides. Lineage: Eukaryota; Fungi; Glomeromycota; Glomeromycetes; Diversisporales; Gigasporaceae. The record is from the annotation of a GenBank genome assembly.
AUUAGGAUAUCUGGGUAUUACUUGUUCUUAUAUUGAUAAUAGUUUUCAGUUACAAGAAAACAUACUUUCUAUUAGAUAUUUUCCUUAUCUGCAUACUGGCAAAAUUAUCUCUAAAACUUUAAAUUCAAUUAUUAAUGAAUGGAAUCUUGAUAAUAAAGUAUUUACAAUUAUUACUGAUAAUGUUAUUGGUAAAGGUCUUUUAGAAGUAGAAAAUUUAGUUAUACAGGCUAAAAGACUUAUGUUAUAUUUUACUACUCCUAAACAAACACAACGACUUUUAGAAACUCAAAAAAAGUUUAAUUGUAAUGAAGAUAUCGUAAAUGAAGACUAUCAAAUACGUAAAGAAGAUGCGAAAUUAAAAAAGAUUAAUCUUACUGAUAUUGAAUGGGAAGCUAUAAAAAACCUUGUUACAAUACUUGAACCAUUUGCAGAGGCAACAGAAUUUUUAGGAGGUAGUAAAUAUACAACAAUAAGCUUUAUGUAUAGUGCGAUCAAUACGAUUAUGAAUAAUCUUAUACUUACUGAUGAUAUUGAGCUACGACAAGUAGACUAUAAAGAUAACGAAGAUGUUUUUAAUGAUACUAUUUUAAAUGAGGAUCAAGCAAAUAAUAUCAAGUCAGUUAACUUUCAACAAUUUAAUGUUCCUCAAAAUUGUGUAAAUUUUAAAGAAAGAGUAAAAACGGCUUUAUAUAAUACUAUGAAUUAUUAUUGGCAAAUGCCAUCAGAAGAAAGAAUGUUAGCUGCAUUACUUGACCCUCGAUGUAAAAUAUUAAAUUUUACUUCAGAAUCUUUAAAAGCUAGAACUUAUGAUUCAUUGCGUGAGCUAUUACAAUUUACAAGCAAACUAUUAGCCUCUAUAUAUCGAUCAAGUAAUAUUCAAAUAGACGAAAUCUCUGACUAUAUUGGAAUGCCAGAAAUUUCUUAUGAUCAAUGUCCAUUUGAAUGGUGGAAAAGUAACCAAAAUCAGUUUCCAGUUUUAGCUUAUUUGGCAUGUAAAUAUCUAGCUAUUUUGGCUACUUCAACCCCUAGUGAGAGGUUAUUUAGUGAUGCUGGAAAU